Molecule: messenger RNA, 453 nt
Organism: Alnus glutinosa
Lineage: Eukaryota; Viridiplantae; Streptophyta; Magnoliopsida; Fagales; Betulaceae
Product: histidine-containing phosphotransfer protein 4-like
Exons: 6
Coding region: 1-453 (150 amino acids)
Biological process (GO): phosphorylation; phosphorelay signal transduction system; cytokinin-activated signaling pathway
Cellular component (GO): nucleus; cytoplasm
Molecular function (GO): protein histidine kinase binding; histidine phosphotransfer kinase activity
Source: RefSeq, a predicted model, not a curated record
AUGGAGAUCAAUCCCUUGCAGCAACAGAUUGCGGCUAUGAAGCAGUCCCUCCUUGCUGAGGAAAUCCUUGACUACGAGUUCCUUCGAUUGGAGCGGUUGGCGGAUAAAGACACCCCCAACAUUGUCGAGGAAAUUUUCACCUUGUAUUUCAGUGACUCACCUAAGGUGAUAGCUUCCCUAGAACAAGCAUUGGAGGAACUUCACUUCGAUUAUGCUACAGUAGACAGGUACCUUCAUCGGCUCAAAGGCAGCAGCAUGACCAUUGGGGCUAACAAGGUGGCGAUACAAACCAAUCAAGCAUUGGAGUGCUGCAACAAAGGUGACAUGGAAGGGUGUAAGGCUGCAGUUGGAAGAAUAAAGCAAGAGCAUAACACUCUCAAAAAUAGACUCCAACCUUAUUUUCAGCUGAUAGGACAAGCUAGAGUUGCCAAAACAGCUGACCGGCCCAAGUGA